CAUCAAUGCUUCGCUCGGCCUCGCGAGGGUUGGAUUGCUUGGUCGUCAGUCCAGUUGGCUUCAUGUUAGGGAAUGAUCUGGAGUGAGUGCAUGCAUUGUGCCGAUGCCUCAGUCGAUCGAUUGCACGCCGAGUCGGCGCGGGCUGGACCGUUGGCAAUGGAGGCACGAGCGUGGCCUCAAUAUGGUUGGCCGGUAAAGUGAGGCCGAAUGGAGGAUUGCAAUGCUUGGUUGCACUGCCCUGCAGGCUGCAGAUUGCCGCAGCCUGACUCAUCAAGAAUCCUUCGUGUUGCUUCGGCGCAACAGGCACCAACAACCACAAUACAAUUCCUUUUGCGACGACUCGACCUGUUUCCGAUACCUUCGAAAGGCGCGCACUCGGGCUUAUCGUAAUUCCAACAGCUCUGCGACAUCUCCUCCACAGCUGCGACUCGCACUGACGCCAAGCCAAUAACAAUCGAACACGCAUCGCCACAAGUUUUCCACUGCUGUACUGGUUUCAAAAAUCUGCGCCGCCAUCACAAUGGCCUCUCUUCCAGGCGACUUCCUGUCGUCGCCGGCACCAGACAUCACAGUUGAUCGCAUCAACUUCGCUGAGAGCACUCUACCAUGUUACGCAGGCCUCUACGCCGUGAUUCUCGACAAUGUACUCAGCCCAGAGGAGUGCAAGCAGUUCGUCUCCGCAGCCGAAGCAACAACGAAUGGCCAAUGGGAGCGGGCCAUGAUCAACAUCGGAGGUGGUCGCCAAGAAUUGCACACUGACGCUCGGAAUUGCGGGCGCAUCAUCUGGGAUUCUCGCGAGAUCGUUGCCAAAAUUUGGAAGCGCAUCGAGCACUUGCCGGAAAUGCAGGAGAUCGUCCGGCUGGAGAAUGUUCCAACGAUCUUCGGAAAUGGUCCUGCGAAGCGAGGUGAGAUCUGGAAGUUCACUCGACCGAACGAGCGCAUGAGAUUUCUCAAAUACGUGGGAGGAGAGUACUUCCGGCCUCACUGUGACGGGGCAUACGAGACACCGGACAAGAAAGAGAGGUCGUACUUUACAAUGCACUUGUAUCUGAACAGUGGGGGAGCGCUGUCCAAGGAGGAGCUCGCCAAGCUGAGUGCUGAAGAGCGCAAAAACGUGCUGAUCGGCGGUGCGACCACUUUCCACAGGCCGAACAUGGAUCGCAGCAAAGACAUUGAUGUCCUGCCCAAGACUGGCCGCAUCUUGAUCUUUCAGCAUCGGAAUCUGCUUCACUGCGGAGAUGAUGUACUGCGCGGGGUGAAGUACACGAUGCGGACGGAUUUGAUGUACACGUGGGAGGCUUCGGACAACGGCCUGAAGAGCAAAAUGCCGGCACUUGAUGAUUGAUUUGAUUUGCAGCUCAAGUGAAUGAUAGUGGUCGUGGCCAGGUGCAUUCUCCGAGAGAGCGUGUCGCCCAGCGAGUACGUAGUUAAUCUACCAAAAUUGCAGAUUUCGAAGUCAUUGUCAGUAGUAUUCUUGCUCUCACCAGUGCUCAGAGUUCGUACUCACCUUCAAAAAAGAAAAUUGAAGCGCCGUCCUCACAAGAAUAAUCGGAAUCGAAUGAUACCCGGAACUUCCGCCCACCAUAUCUCGCGACAGGUGUAGAUGGCAGAAGCUCAG
Molecule: messenger RNA, 1618 nt
Organism: Cercospora beticola
Lineage: Eukaryota; Fungi; Ascomycota; Dothideomycetes; Mycosphaerellales; Mycosphaerellaceae
Biological process (GO): peptidyl-proline hydroxylation to 4-hydroxy-L-proline
Cellular component (GO): endoplasmic reticulum
Molecular function (GO): L-ascorbic acid binding; procollagen-proline 4-dioxygenase activity; iron ion binding
Source: RefSeq, a predicted model, not a curated record